Messenger RNA from Caenorhabditis remanei, 288 nucleotides. RefSeq lists its product as uncharacterized. The transcript has a single exon. Lineage: Eukaryota; Metazoa; Nematoda; Chromadorea; Rhabditida; Rhabditidae. The record is from RefSeq and is a predicted model, not a curated record. The coding region runs from base 1 to 288 and encodes 95 amino acids.
AUGCAGGUGAACUAUCUGGAUGAAGAGCACCAACGUGCGUUUCAAAAUCACAUCAACCUUCUAUUCGGAUACUCGAAACCAAAUAAAAUAUAUGUGGAUCUCGAAAGACUUCCAGAAAUCAGUAAUAUAUCUGACACACUUGUCAAUGGGGAUACUGUAGAAAUCAGGGAUCUGAAGGAAUAUUUUGAAAAGUGUCCGAAUCAAAAUAGUACCCGAGUGAAGCCAAAGAUAACCGGAGAUCUUCAGGAAAUGACGUCAUCAUUCGGAGUCGAGAGCAUUUUUUUUUGA